Molecule: messenger RNA, 4913 nt
Organism: Vespa velutina
Lineage: Eukaryota; Metazoa; Arthropoda; Insecta; Hymenoptera; Vespidae
Gene: mh
Product: DNA-dependent metalloprotease dvc-1
Exons: 5
Coding region: 1426-3372 (648 amino acids)
Biological process (GO): DNA repair
Cellular component (GO): nucleus
Molecular function (GO): metalloendopeptidase activity; single-stranded DNA binding; polyubiquitin modification-dependent protein binding
Source: RefSeq, a predicted model, not a curated record
CGUCGGAAAGAAGAGGAAGAACAUUUUCCUCGGCUAGUUCAGUUUGUCACUGUUAUCUACUAAAAUUGUUCUUAAUACUUAAUAAGAGCUGGUUAAACCUAUAAACCUUGUGUCCGAUUAAAAUAAUGAUCGUCGUAGGAAGUAUAUUUUCCAAGUCAUAACCUAAAAGUCAAAGAAAAGUAGAAUCGAUCUUGAGAAACUCGUACGCAUAACAUGCGUACGAUACUCAAGGGAGUUCGAUCCUGCAUAUUACAGAGAAUAAGACAAACAAUUAAUGGGGAAGUAUAAAAAUUCUAAAGAAUUUUAAUCUAAUGUGUAUAUGAUCAUGAUAUGUAAAAAGAAAAGAACAAUCAAUUCUUUUCAUAACCUUAUCGCUAAAAUGUAACAUUAUAGACGAUAAAAAUAUUUGAAAAUAACAACUGGGAAGAUUAUAGAUAAGCAUAUUAUUCAAUAUAUUGACAUUAUUGAUAUUAACUAAGAAUAAGAAGAAUAACUCGUAUGGAUUUGAUGAAUCGGUAGAUGAACGCGUAUUAUCAUCAAUGCACACGCAUUAAAAUAUUUAUUUAUAAACGUUUUAUAAUAAUACUCACGAAUGCCCGUAUACGACGAUUAUGGUGCACUAUUUUUAUUAAGCUACUAAUAAUUAAUAUAUUUAAUUUGUUUCAAAGUUUUCUCGUUAUAUUCCACGUAAGUAAAUAACAACUGCACCUCGCCAUUUUACGAGCCCGUUUGUGUGAACGAAUUGCAAAGCAACAGACAGGCCGCAAAAGAUUACGCCACUGCGUCACGAAACCUGCUUGUUUCCGGCUUGAUACUCUUGAAAUUGGCUAUAGCGGGAAAUCCUCGAAAUUUUAAAUCUUACACAUAACCUUUCUUAACGUAGUAUAAAUAUUAUAAUUUUAACUUUAUGUACUUUAUCUGAUAAAUAAAUAUACAAUACUAACUUUAUUUCUAUCAAUUGAAGUAAAAAGAUAUAUUUCCUAUAAAUAUCUGUCAACAAAUAAUAACGUAGAAAUGCGAUAAAGAGAUCAUUGUUGUGUGACAAAGCAAAAUUAAUUACGUUUUAUUAAAGGAAAAUGGAUGAAUAGAAAUUCUACAAAUAUUGAUUAAAUUUCAGAAAAAAGCAUUAAUGAAUUAUAUUAAUUUCUUUCUUAAUAAAGUUAUGUUAAUUUCUUUUUUCUUUCUUUUUUUUUUCAUUUUUUCAAGAUUUAAUUAUACAUUAAACAUCUGUAACAUGUUCUGAGAAAUUUUCCUGACAUUCUUUCGUGUACUAUGAAGUUAUACGAGUGGUAUAAACGACCUUUCAAAGUAUCGAAAAGUUUAAACGAAUUGGAAUGUCCUCAAGGAUUUUUAAUGGUAUUUAAUAAAAUGUGAUUAUUUCAAGUCAGUCCGAAUAUAAAUCUUUGAAGGAAAGAUUGUUAUAAUAUGAAUUCAAAAAGGAAUCGUGAUUUAGAAUUAGCAUUAAAUUUACAUGACGAACUUAAUAUUGUUGGUGUAACAGAAAAUGCAAUUAUUCCGAAAGACAAAAAUAAACAUUACAAACCAAAAACGUUAAUCGAUCAAACAUUGGAAAUAAUAGAUCCAACUCCUAAUAUUUAUACAUUAUUUAUGCAAUUCAAUUCACGUUUUUUCUGGAAUGUUUUAUUAUCUGUUCAGGUUAAAUGGAGCAAUAGAAUGACAAGUUGUGCAGGAGUAUGUACUUAUCAUCCAAGAAAUAAAGAAUGUAUAAUUUCUCUUAGCGUUCCAUUACUUAAACUGAGGCCAAGAAAAGAUCUUGUCGAGACAUUGCUGCAUGAAAUGAUUCAUGGUUAUUUGUUCUUGACAAAUAAUAAUCGCGAUAGAGAUGGACAUGGACCAGAAUUUUGCAAGCAUAUGCAUAGAAUAAAUAAAGAGGCGGGAACAAACAUAACAAUAUAUCAUAAUUUUCACGAUGAAGUUAAAUUGUAUCAACAACAUUGGUGGAGAUGCAAUGGUCCUUGUCAUAAGAAGGCUCCAUAUUUUGGAACUGUACGUAGAGCUAUGAAUCGUGCACCAGGCCCAUCAGAUUUUUGGUGGAUAGAACAUCAACAAAGUUGUGGUGGACAGUUUAUAAAAAUCAAGGAACCAGAAAAUUUUAAAACUAAAAAUACAAAGAAUAAUCAAAAAUCAAAAACUAUAUCGAAAAAUACUUAUAAAGAAAAUAAUCUAACCGAUUGGUUGAAAAAUAAUAAUAAUAAUCCAUUCGAACAACAUAAAUCUGACAAUAUAUCUAGAUCAAAAAUUUCUAAUCCAGGAAAUGAAAAGAUCAAAAAUAUUCAUAAAAGCAAUAGUCCUCUUAAUCCAAAAAUAAAUAAUAAAUCAUUAGAUAGCAAUCUAAAGAAGCUAGGUAAUAAUACAAAUAAUGUUCAUGGAUGGGGUGUAGGAGGACCAAACAGUUCCUCUACUUCUAAAAUAGUUAAUAACAAUCAUACUCCUAAAUAUUCUUGUUCUGGACAAAUAGGAGGUUCUAAAAUCGGUAAAAGCAAUUUAUUGGAUAAAUUUUAUAUAAAAAGUAAUAAUCAGCAACAAACAUCAUUACAACAAAAAACAUCAUCGUAUGAUAAAGCUAAUACAAAAAAAAGUGUUAUAAAAUCUGUACAAAGAAAAACAAAUGCAAGUCAAAGUGAUGCUUCGAACCAGGAGAUUCGUGAUCCUGUAAAUUGUCCUAUAUGUCAUGUUUCUGUUUCUAUUAAUAUUAUUAACGAACAUAUAGAUUCGUGUUUAGAUAAUAAAGAUGAAAAAAAGUCGAACGAUGUAAAAAAUCAUGUUAAUGAUCAAAUGGAUACUUCAUCAAUGAAAGAUAAUAUCUUUACUACUCCUAAACGAAGUAAUGUAAUGCAUGCAUCAUCAACGAAACGACAAAAAUUAGACAAUUUACAUAAAUCUGAGUUCACAGAUUGCUCAGUAUGUCAUAAGAGCUUUAAGACUACAGAAAUUUAUAACCAUCUUGACAUAUGUUUUCCAAAACAAUGUGUGUCAAAUUCAUCACCUAAUAUAAUAGUUAUUGAUAGUUCAUCAGAUUCUGAAUCAUCUAAUAGUAUAUUUGCUGAUAGUCCUUGUAUGAAGACAAAUACACAAUCUAAUUCUAGAAAAACUAACAGCAAACACGAAAUUCAAAAAUGUUUAAUUUGCAACACGAUUAUUUCAUCUACAAUGUCAUUGAAUGAUCAUUUGGAAGAAUGUAUUGGAACAAUGUUUAAUGAUGAAUCUGUAUUAUGCAUUGACAUUAAUAAUGAUAAUCUAGAAGAAGUUCAUCCAACAGAUCCCAAGAAGUAUCCUUGUCCUGUGUGCAUGGAAUUAUUUACAGAAAAUAUCAUGAAUGAACAUUUGGAUAAAUGCCUUAAAGAAAAAUAAUUGUAAUCCAAUAGAUGUAAUAAAUAUAUCGAAUUAUCAGUGAAAAUAUAAAAAAGUAAUAUUUUGCUUAAUGAUGCUGUGAUAUUACACAAGAUCAUAUAAUAUCCUUAAAUAAAAAUACUUUUUUUAAUCAUAAAGCUAUAUAUAAAAAAAAUCAUCAGAUGCUUUUAUUUUUUAUUUUAUAGAAACAUAUUUUAAUAGUACAUAUAAAUUUAAUCUUAAAAAUAUAUUUAAUAUUGUGUGAUAUACAAAAUAAUCAUCAUUCUGUUUUGUACUCUAAUAUAUUAACAUACAAAAUAAUAUUUACAUUAGAACAUUAAGAGCAAUUUAUAAUAUUCUUGUAUUUAUAUAAUAUAAAAUAUUUUUUUUUCAUAUAAAUAAAAUUAUAAAUCACUCUAUAAUUCUUCAUAAAAAUUAUUAAUAAUAGAACUAUUAACUGUGCAUAUACCACAACUGAAUUCAGUUAAAUAAGUAGGAAAUAAAAGUAAAACUUGAUUUUGCGUCCAUUGCAUAAAUAAAAGAGUAUUAGGAAACAAUAUAUCAACAGAUAUAUCACGCAAUUUUAUCCUGUAACAUAAUUAAUUUCUUAUUAUUAAACUUAACAUUGUAAUCGAACAAUUGAAAGUAUCAAUAUUAUUUGAAAUAUCAGUAUUAUUUUAUUAUAAUACUUAUUAACAAUAAUUACAUACCAUUUAGAUCCAAAUUUUUGGAACACAUGCUUUUCUAAUGGUACAUAUGAUGUAGCAUUAUAUAUAUGUCCACCAUUGUAAUAUUGAAUUACCUUUAUAGUACCUGUUUCAUCAGUAAUAAGUACAUUUAUUAAAUUAUUUUUUGUUUUAGAAGCUCUAAUAGCAAAUCUUGGAUUAUCAUCGUAGCAUUGGCCAAGUAAUAAUAUAUUUCUAUGAGAGUUAACAACAAUUGUGGUAUUGUAAAUUGAUCGUACAAUAUUUGGUUCUAUAAUACACGUGCCUAUUGACGGUAAAAGAAUAUUUAGAGUUUUAUUUUAACGUGCCUGAAAAGAAAGAAUAUAUAUCAUUGUUAAUAUAUAAAUAUAUUAAGCAACUUACUAAAAAAUGAAUGAAAAAGAACACUGUCCAUAUAUCUAUGGAUUCGUGUUCGUAUUAAAAAAUUUUCUAUGAAAUUAGAACCAUAUGGUAUAGUCACUUUAUUUGAAUUUAAUUCCAGUUCACUACUGUCAGAAUCUUUAGGAAAGACUGCAUUUAAAAGAAAUUGCCCAGAAUUAUUGGUAUAAUUAUUGUUUCCACUAAAUAGUUCAUAGACAGCUCUUAACUUCCACACGAUUUUUGACAGUGGCUCUGGUAACUGAUAAUAAUAUCAUUACAUGUAAUAAAUAGAGAAAGAGAUAUAUAAUUAACAACAUUAAUAAUAUAUACAUUAUGAAUAAUUUAAACAAAUCUAUUCGUAUCCACUUACAUUUUCGUACUUAAGAAAAAAUUGAUACUUCCUUAAGAUAGAUAAUUCUUUUGAAGCUUCAUAACAAGUAUCAGUGUAUGGAAUAAAAUUUCUUCUUUUCAAUUCUU